Sphenostylis stenocarpa is the source of this 1107-nucleotide messenger RNA. NCBI's taxonomy places the organism in Eukaryota, Viridiplantae, Streptophyta, Magnoliopsida, Fabales, Fabaceae. The record is from the annotation of a GenBank genome assembly.
AUGGCGGCUACUGUCACUGCGUGGUCAAAGCCCGGCGCUUGGGCUCUCGAUUCCGAGGAACACGAGGCCGAACUCCUUCAACAGAAUCAAGACACCGCCAAACCCCUCGCUGACUUCCCCUCCCUAGCGGUUGCCGCCGCCACCAAGCCCAAGAAGAAGAAGGCCCAGACCUACUCCCUCGCCGAGUUCACAGCCAAGCCCGACAGCACUUUCGCGGACCAAGAUCCCGUCGUCCUACCCACCGGCCCGCGCCAGCGUACCGCCGAGGAGCUAGACCGCACCCGCCUCGGCGGAGGAUUCCGCUCCUACGGCGACCGCCCCAAUAGGAACUCCUCGGGCGACGACUCUUCUUCCAAUUCGCGUUGGGGUUCAUCUAGGGUUUCUGACGAGCCCAGGCGAAACGGUUCGUUUGGGGCUAAGGAUUCGAAUCGUGAGCUUCCCCCUUCUCGCGCUGAUGAGACCGAUAAUUGGGCUGCGGCGAAGAAACCCUCGGGAGGGUUUGAGAGGAGGGAGAGGGAUAGAGGAGGGUUCUUCGAUUCGCAGUCGCGCGCCGACGAAUCGGAGAGCUGGGUUUCGAAUAAGAGCUUCGUGCCGUCGGAUGGGAGGCGAUUCGGGUCCAACGGUGGAGGGUUUGAGAGAGAGAGGCGGGUUGUUGGGUUUGGCUCCAGCGGCGGCGCUGAUUCCGAGGACUGGAACAAGAAGAAGGGCGAGUCCAACGUUGUUAGCGAGAGUGCUGGUGUUGGAGGGAGGCCUAGGCUUGUUUUGCAACCUCGGACACUGUCGGUGAGCAAUGAAGGGCAGGAUGGGAAUGUGGGGAAGCUUAAAGGGGUUAAUCCGUUCGGAGAAGCAAGGCCAAGGGAGCAGGUUUUGGCGGAGAAAGGGCAAGAUUGGAAAAAGAUUGAUGAACAGCUUGAGAGCAUGAAGAUUAAGGAGACAAGUGGUGGUGGUGAUGGCUUUGGGAAGAGGGCUUUUGGGUCUUCCAAUGGAGGAGGACGUGCUGCUUUGCCUGAAGGUCGCACUGAGAGGAGUUGGAGGAAGCCCCAAUCUGAUGAUGAACGUCCUAAAAGUGCUGAGAAAGUUGAAGAUGAACACGUUGAAGAAAAUUGA